Molecule: messenger RNA, 2685 nt
Organism: Manis javanica (Malayan pangolin)
Lineage: Eukaryota; Metazoa; Chordata; Mammalia; Pholidota; Manidae
Source: RefSeq, a predicted model, not a curated record
GCGUGAGCGCGGCAGGUCCUUGCGUUGCCCCUGGAAACCGUGCCGCGCUGCCUUGGCUGGAGUGGGGAAGAAAAACGUAACCAUUCAAGAUGGCGAAAGAGCUGGACGAGCUCUUGGAUGAGGUCGAGUCCAAGUUUUGCAAACCAGACCCACUGGGCAUGAUCGAGCGGCCCAGGGGCUGCAGCGGCGGCGACAUCCUCAGUAACGACCGGAACAGAGACAAGGCGAAAGAAAAUCUCAGAUCAACAGAAACAUAUGAAAAAGAAGAUGAUCUUGAUGGUCUUAUUAAUGAAAUAUUUGAAGAGCCCAACUUUGACAAAAAACCCUUUAAAUUAAAACCUAAAUCUCCAGGUAACACAUCUGUCAGAGCUUCCAUUCAAGGCCUUGGUAAAAGCUGCAGCCCCGUGUACCUUGGUGGAAGUGCUGCUCCAUGUGGGAUUGGAACAAAUACUUCACAGAGAGCAUGUGACCAUCUGCGUUGUGUAGCGUGUGACUUCUGGGUAGUAAGCUACGAUGACUCAGUGUGGGACAAAUCAUGCGAUUAUCUGUUUUUCAGGAACAACAUGCCAGAAUUCCACAAAUUAAAAACAAAGUUGGUAAAGAAGAAAGGAACACGGGCAUAUGCCUGCCAGUGUAGCUGGAGAACUGUUGAGGAGCUCACUGACCUUCAGACUGAUCAUCAGCUUCGUUGGGUUUGCGGUAAACAUUAAGAAUGCAGACUUUUCACAUUCAGCCAAAUGCAUCCGUGAGAGCAGUCUCCAUUACUCAUCAUAAUAUUUAGGUAAAGGUACACAGCAGUAUCAUGCCCUGUGGAAAAAGACAGGAAACUUCAUUUAAUGACUACAAAUUUUCAAAGACCAAAUGGACUUGGGAAAAUAAUGUGCUUUAACAUUUUGAAACUACUUCUUUUUGAUGUAUGGACAUUUCACUUAGUAAGGUAACAAAUUAUACAAAUACCUUAGUAAGGUGUCCAAAUUCUUCCUUGCUAGCCUAUCUUUUGUUAAAUGGAAGUUCAGUUAUGGAAUUUCACACAGACAUACAGCCAUUCAUUAGCAACUGCAGUAUUACUGACUGCUAAUACACUUUACAUGAACAUUCCUCUUGAUAGCAUUUAAAGGGGAUAAAGCAGCCAGUGCAGAGGGGUCUUUGAGGAGUUAUACAACUCCUUCAUUCAGAGCUCUUGUUGCCAAAGAUCAUAAUUUAGACAUGGCAGAAACCAUGUGAUCAAUGGCUAACUGAAGGGCUUUCAGGAGUACAAGUAAUAUGGUAAAUGAAAACACUGCCUAUAUUUGAUCUUUCCUCGCCCACUCAAAGUGAUAUUAUGCAUAAUAGAAUAUGUAUUACCAGUUUUAGAUCAUUUCUCCUCCUCUUGUUCAGUUAGAUAUCAAAAGUAUUUGGUAAAUAUCCAUUUAUAUAUAAAAAAUUUAGAUGCACCAAAAUCUCAAGGAAAAAUCCUAAUACAAACAUGUCAUUGUUGGAUUUUCCAGGUACUUUCUAACCUUUAAUGCCUAAAACUCCAUCAAGUAAAGUGCACAACAAGUAAGGUAUUUUCUCAGGCAACCUGUUAAUUUUUCUGGCAGGAUCAGGUUGACAUAUUGUUUAUUAGACAAGUGCAUUUUAAUGAAAUAAAGCAUAGCUGAACCAGCAGGUAGCCUGUUGGGCUCCUUGACAUCACUGAGACUUGAGCCCUGCAGUAGCACAUUCAGGAAAUCAGUUACCUCCAAACUGCCAGCUCUCAGCCCCACUGAGAGUCUGGGGUUUUCCAAUCCACCAAAAGCUCUUUAGCACAUGUGUCUAAUAUAUAGUUCAAAUGUGUGGCACAAGGCAUGCUGGAAGGGAGUAACUGGAGCAAAGUUAUGAUCUUCUUAAACUUACCUGAAUCCAUACCAGCCACCCUGCUUAGGCAAAGAAGAAAGAACUAGUCAUUACAAUCCCUUUACCAACCAUGACACCUCUGCAUAUGUGUAAUACUUACCUCUAGUAAGUCUCCCAAUGCAACAGAACAAAUCUCACAGUGGCAGAUGCUCCUUUUUGUAUUAAGAAUAUGUUUAUGAUCUUUCAAUACAAAUUAUUUUACUCCCUAAAGUUUUAUUGCAGUAUAAUUGUAUCAGAAACAUAGAGGGAUUUGAAGUCCCCUGUUCCAAAAAAUAGAGCAAUAAGCACAUUCAGAACCCCAUGGAAUUUGGCACAUUAGUCAUAAUGGUAAUGUUUUCUCUUGUAUUAAUUUAUCAUAACUGUCUUAGCUUGGAUACAUUGCCCAUGUUUGGCAUUCCAUAAUAUAAUAAUUAUAAUAAUUCCCCAAAGUCAGAAAUGUAUACAUGAGUUCACAUUUUUUGGCAAUUUACUUUAUAAGCUUUUUAAUGCUGUACAACUUUUAAUCUAAAAUAUAGAAAGAACAUUAUGUUCAAAUAUAAAUAGAUAAAUUGUUACCAGUUGUAAUUUAAACCAAAAUACAAUUAUUUUAGUAGUAGAAGAAAAGCAUAGUUUCUACUGCACUAUACUUUUUAAAUACAAAGUCAAUAAAACUUUCAAGAUGUUCCGCCUAUUUUCACCAUUGGUAAGUUUCUACUUUAGCAAGUAUCUACUUUUUGUCAAGCUAAGUAGCUACUUUCUUUGAACUCUGUUAUACUCUUAGACCCUUAUCCUACCUAGAAAUGAACAAAUAAUAAACAGCUUUACUCUGUA